Molecule: messenger RNA, 1769 nt
Organism: Mangifera indica (mango)
Lineage: Eukaryota; Viridiplantae; Streptophyta; Magnoliopsida; Sapindales; Anacardiaceae
Product: growth-regulating factor 5-like
Exons: 4
Coding region: 380-1414 (344 amino acids)
Biological process (GO): regulation of DNA-templated transcription; DNA-templated transcription; developmental process
Cellular component (GO): nucleus
Molecular function (GO): ATP binding
Source: RefSeq, a predicted model, not a curated record
UUGUUUAUGGAUUUCUGUAAAGAUGUCAGAGACAAGGGCAGCAACAAGGCAGAAGCAUCAGAGCAGAAGGCAGCAGGUUUGCAGUCAUGAUAAGGGCAGCUCACUCGGUACCCUAGGGAGAGAGAAAGAAAAAUUAAACGAGAGAGAAGAGAGGUGAGGUGAUGGCGGUAAUUUUAUCCUAGCCAUCAGUUUUUAUCCAUGCACAAAGAAGAUUCUGCAACCAAAUGGACUGUGCGAAAAUACCCUUCAAAACUAUCAACCCAGCAAGACCAAAACUCUCUUAACUUGUUACAUCUUCCGUCAUCUUCAGCACCGUCAACAAGUUCGUGGUCUUUUAUCAAGCAUCCUUCUUUUUCUUCUUCUUUUUUCUGUUUCAAAGAUGAUCAGUACUGAUGCAACAAUUAGUGUAAGAGAUAUUAGGUCUCCUUUUACUCCAACUCAAUGGCAAGAACUUGAACAUCAAGCUCUCAUAUUCAAAUACAUGGUCUCUGGCGUCCCUGUUCCUCCAGAACUCAUCUACUCAAUUAAAAGAAGCCUAGAUUCUUCAAUGACCUCAAGAUUCUUCCCUCCUCAGCCAAUUGGGUGGGGUUGUUUUCAGGUGGGUUUUGGCAGAAAGGCAGACCCAGAACCUGGAAGGUGCAGAAGAACAGAUGGGAAAAAAUGGAGGUGUUCAAAAGAAGCUUACCCAGACUCAAAGUACUGUGAAAGGCACAUGCAUAGAGGCAGAAACCGUUCAAGAAAGCCUGUGGAAGCUACUUCAUCGUCACCUCCAACACCAACAGUAAAUCCGUCACCAAUUCCAUCAUUCAACAGAAGCAGCAUCUCCAUCAACUCUUCACCAACUUCUUUUCCACCUGUAUCUCCUGAACUCUGUUCUCAUCAUGAUCCAACUCAAAAGACUACCACGUCUCUUCUCAAUCCUUUUCUUUACAACCCUCAAACUUCCUCUUCAAGAAAUGUUCCCGGUUCUUCCAGCUUGUCACCUCAUGAUAACAUCACUGCUACUCAUCAUUUGUUUUUUGAAUCUGGAACUUGUUCUCAGGCUGAAAAAGAUUACAGGUAUUUUCAUGGGAUAAGGGAGACUGUUGAUGAGAGAGCUUUUUUCCCAGAAGCUGCAGGGAGUGUUAGAAGCAUACAUGAUUCAUGUCAACCAUUGAAAAUGGAAAGUUCAUAUAAACCAUACUCUGACCAGUCUCAGUUUCAAACUUUUCCUCAAGAAAACUCCAAACAACAACAGGAGCAGCAUUGUUUUGUUUUGGGUACUGAUUUCAAAUCAGCUAGAACAAUGAAGUAUGAAAAAGAAGAUGAAAUACAGAAGCCAAUACACCACUUCUUUGGCGGUGAGUGGCCACCAAAGAACACAGACUCUUGGCUUGAUCUCUCAUCCAAUUCCAGACUUCACACUGAUAGUUGAUGAUGAGGUCUCAAUAAUGGACGAUUAUUCCAAGUCCAAAAGGGUACUCUUAGCUGGUGGGUCACAGCCUUUUGUUGCAAAAUUGUGGCUAGGAGAGCUUUGGAUUUGCUUAAAAGCAAUGAACAAUAAUGAAGGGCCACAUGAAGCUAUAUAAAUAUAAAUGUUAUAUCUAUAUAUAUCUAUCUUUUGUUUUCUCCAUACUUCAAUUGCUUUCUCUUAUUUCCCUUAAAGAGAACAUGUUUCGGAUUUGUAAAGCUUUUUCUAGUUUGAGUAGAAGCAUCUUUCAUAUGGGUUGGCCUCUCUUCAUCCUUGUAAUAGAUAGUUUGAUUUGACUAGCUACAGAUUUGCUUGAUUA